Molecule: messenger RNA, 1140 nt
Organism: Peronospora matthiolae
Lineage: Eukaryota; Oomycota; Peronosporomycetes; Peronosporales; Peronosporaceae
Source: the annotation of a GenBank genome assembly
AUGGACAAGGCAUACUGGUGUGAGGCAAUGUUAACUGCCGUAGACAUCUACAAUGUAGUACCUCAUGCGUCAAGUCCGAAAGCAAGUCCGUUCGAAAUUUUGUUCAAGCGCAAGCCACAGAUCGAUUCUUUGCGGGUGUUUGACAGUCUACGCUACGUGCACGUGACCAAGGCGAAGAGAACCAAGAUAGACGACUCAGGUGUGCGCUGUUUGCUACUCGGCUACUCUAAACAGCACAAGGUCUAUCGACUGCUAAAUGCAAGCACAGGGGAUGUGGUGAUAUCUCGCAGCGUGACGUUCGCCGAGCAUGCGAUAGUAAAAGCAAGCAGAAAUAUCACACCAGAUGUGAUCGACGUUUUGAAUGACGAAGACUAUGUGCAACAGCCUACAGAUGCAGCAGUGGAUGAGCCACAUGUGCGUCCAGUGCGCAAAAAACAGGCAAUUACAUACUACGAGCAAGAAUUUCCGAACCUGCAGCGCGGUUUAUUUAAUCUCGAUGACUUUGAAGCUGGCUACGACGCACAGUACUGCCUUAUCGCAGAAGAUGACGGCGAGAGAGCGUCGACAUACGAGAAAGUGUUAAGGAUCAAGUACAAGAAAGACUGGAUGCGUGCCGUGAAGAGCGAGAUCAAGUCGCUCGCUCAGCCCAAGACAUGGGCUCUUGUAGAAAUUUCUAGCAACAAGAGGUCGAUCGGGUGCAAGUGGGUUUUUCGAAUCAAGCGAGAUCAAUUUGGGGUGAUUGUAAAGUUUAAGGCACGGCUCGUGGCUAAGGAAUUUACACAGCGUCCCGGCGUGGACUAUUUUGAUACUUUCGCUCCCGUGGCUCGUAAAGAGUCUAUCAAUGUCGCGUUAGCGCUCGCGGCUGAAGAAAACUUGAAGAUUGAAAAUGUCGAUGUUGACAAUGACUUCCUCUACGGUGAAGUUAAGGAAGAGAUCUACAUGGACCAGCCGGACGGAUUUGUGGAUGAGCGACACCGUGGGAAAAAGUGUCUGAUGCACAAAGCACUAUACGGCACAAAGCAGGCAGCACGCGAAUGGAACCAACGUCUUAACCACCACCUCGAAGGUCAAGGCGUCAAGAAGGCAGCAGCUGAUCCUUGUGUUUACGUACGCCGAUCGAAGGGUAAUUCAGUCUUAUGA